CUCGGACAACGCUGCGGGACGACUUUGUCCGAAAUUUUCCGAGUGUUUAGUCACGUGAUAUUCUACGCCAUUUUCGAAGUCGACGAAUGUGAAAGAAAUGAAGAGAGAUAAGGGCGGCAUGGGAACUACCUGGAUGACGAGCAGACAGGUUGCCCCAUUCCAGGCUUUAAUGAACAUGAUCAAAGUGAAUUACUUUGCCAAGUCUGAGGUAUUCAGAGCUCUGAUAGCUCUACUGUGUGACUACGACAGUACAUGUUCAGAAAGUUUUAGAAAGACCUCACGCUACAUUAGUGUGCUUCUUGGAGAUAGCCAAGACCUUGCUGAUUGCCUGAUCUCCUUCCUGCCUCAUCCCUCUCCCCCAGCCCCACCUCCACCUGAAGUUGUUACUACCCCCUCCUGGCAUCCACCUAUGGUCAAGCCAGGUUUGGUGCCAUCUCACGCAGUUCAGAAUAUCUUCCAUCUUCAGUCAGGAAGUGCUGCUUCAACAUCCAAUCUCAACAUGCAUGAUCUGACAGCAACAUUAAGAUUACAGGAAGGAAUCUGUAGAUGGUGUGCACCAAUGAUGAAUGAGAACAUCAGUAUGCCUGGAUUAGUCCGGCCAAACAUCUCUGCUAGUAUGCAGAACAUGAAGACUAUUGCAACAGCCAAGUUUGGCUUUGAUAGGGCAACCCCUCUCCUUCGUCCCUUCAUGAUGCCUCAUCCAGGAGGUGAUGCUAGCAAUUGUCCCAGGAUUCAGUCAACAUUGGAGAGAGCUCCUGUCAGACCUCUCUCAGGCAGUACUACCCAGUCUGCUAAACAUCAUACUUUUGGCUUGGGACAUCUCCCAUCUGACCCCCAUCAUCUGCAGGUGCCUAGAGAUCAGAAACCCCUGGAUCUGUCUAAAGGUGACAUAAGAAGUCUCACAGACUGUGUAACUGAUCUUGUGGAUCAGGUCCUUCCUCUGCCAAAUCCUGUUACCAGUGGUCUCAAUGUAAAUCAAACGAACAAAACUGAACCAAACACUGCAUUACCAUAUAGGGCACUAAAUCAAAAUUUUACAUCACCAGAGUCUUCGGGUAUCAAGUGUGUACCACCUGGCAACACUCCACUUUCCCAUCUCCUGAAUAUGACAGCUUCAUAUGGAAAAGGACACUCUCUGCACACUUUGACCAACGGAAAACACACGAAUGACAUUCUGGACCAACACCAUACGACUGCUGUGAAGAAGGUAAACCGACUGAAAUCAAAGUCUGGCCGGGAACUGGAGUCUCUGAAGGAACUGACGGGGAAGCUCAAACUUGCUGAGAAGAAAAUAAAGUUGUCACAGCAGUAUGCCAAACUUUUCCACCCCACAAGUCCAGGUCAAGUUGGAUUCACAUCUACAGGAAUCCCAUUCCGGGUUAUGGACCCCAAGAUGCAGUAUCCCAUUCAGGAAACAGCCAAGAACUUGACUUCCUUCCCUUACAUCCAGAGGGUCAUCUUGCCAGAUGGCGAGAUGCGAACACUGAACUUCGACAACUCAUCUACUAAGGUGGAGGACAACAGUCAAGAACAAAAUUACGUUGAGACACAUGCAAGUGGACAUAAUUUGCCUUUAAGGCAAGAUUCCAGCGAUAAACCCAGGAAGAAAAAGAGUAAGCACUUGGUGAAGACCUAAAUCGGGGCAUUCAGAAAUCCUGAUAAAAAGCAUGGACUCCCAAGGGGUACCCCAAACAGACUCUUGUAGUUUACAAAUUGAUUCUUUUGUGUUUCAGGGGUAUUCUUUCACAUAAAUCAUGUGCAAUCAAACAUGUUAAAGUUAAACUCUUGUUAUAAUAAAGUUUGUUCCAAGAAA
Haliotis rufescens (red abalone) is the source of this 1813-nucleotide messenger RNA. RefSeq lists its product as uncharacterized. The record is from RefSeq and is a predicted model, not a curated record. NCBI's taxonomy places the organism in Eukaryota, Metazoa, Mollusca, Gastropoda, Lepetellida, Haliotidae. The transcript is spliced from 4 exons. Bases 98 to 1636 code for a protein of 512 amino acids.